Molecule: messenger RNA, 1845 nt
Organism: Haliotis rufescens (red abalone)
Lineage: Eukaryota; Metazoa; Mollusca; Gastropoda; Lepetellida; Haliotidae
Product: lengsin-like
Exons: 1
Coding region: 62-1147 (361 amino acids)
Cellular component (GO): membrane; cytoplasm
Molecular function (GO): glutamine synthetase activity
Source: RefSeq, a predicted model, not a curated record
GGUGAGUCCUACCUCCGAUAGAGUCACGGUGAAGCAUUCGAAAAGUUACAACUAUGGCAGCAUGAGGAUAAUCCCCGACUUGAACACACUGAGGCCUGUUCCCUGGGUUGAAAAUGGUGUCAAAGUCGCUGAAAUGUUAUGCGAGUCACGAUGGAAGACAGACAAUGCGCCGCAAGAAGCUUGUCCCCGCUAUGUGGCUCGCCAACAGUUACAACGAUUAGGCGAAUUGGGUCUCAAACUGUAUUCCGGAUUUGAAAUAGAGUUUACAUUAUUGGAGAAGAAGUCGUUGAAAUCAGUGAACGAGUUUAACGACGUUUACCGCCAGUCCAAUUUUGCUAAACAUAGCAAUUACUUCUUUGGGUUCGAUAGGAACUUUUUUGAGUCAAAGAUCGAUAUUGAGAGAUUUCACUGUGAAUUAGGCCCAGGACAAUUUGAAGUAGUAAUGAAACCAAAAUAUGGCAUCGAAUGUCCUGAUAUGACCUUGAACUUGAAAGAAGGACUUAUUGAAACGGCCAAUCAGAAGGAUCUCGUUGUGUCUUUCAUGACAGACUCACAAACCACUAACACUAGUCACUUUAACUUUUCGCUGUGGAGCGAAACAGGAGAAAAUAUGUUCUACGAUGCCAGUUCUCCAGACAACCUGUCAGUCACUGCAAAACAGUGGAUUGCAGGUAUCCUUAAGCACGGUAAAGCUCUCACCGCUUUCGCUAACCCUACCAUCAACUGCUUCAGAAGGAUCGGGGUAGAAAUGUGCCCCUCAGUUAUUUCCUGGGGAAUAGAAGACCGAGAUGGAUGCCUCCGGAUAAAAAAUGAAGGUCCCUUCAAAACAUACAUGGAAUAUAGACCUCCAAGCGGAAAGAUCAAUCCGUACUUAGUGAUGGCAUCCAUCAUCGCUGCAGGUCUGGAUGGAGUCAUCAACAAAAUGGAAUGCCCACCCCCGGGUAUAACAGGGAGCUCCGAGACUCUUCCCAACUCUCUGUCGGAAGCUCUGGAGGAGUUGGAAGAGGAUGUCGGGCUGGUGAAUGCCCUGGGACAGGAACUUGUCACCUGGUUUGUCAAGUGCAAGAGAGUUGGGGAGAUCGCUAAGUUUGAAGGUCUUCAAAACGAUGGAGAAGCAUUUGCUAUGGAGAGACAAUUGUACUUUUAGUAAUGCUACCAGUAUACAUGUCUCACUGUGCCAAGAAUACCUUAAAGGGACGAAAUUGGCCUUGAAGUGGAAUCUUAUGUUUAUUCAGAGAACGUAAAUAAUCAGACACAUUUAGUCCGGAGGUACCGUUCAAAUGGUUGAUAUCUCUUUACAUUCCUGUUUGACUGAGCUUAAUAUUUUUGGUGUUCUUUUCCACAAGUGUACCAUGAUCCCGCAUGCAUUCAUUGUCUAUUGAGCCAAAUGUGAAAAUGUUUGAAAUAUCUGUUUUACUAAACAUCACGUUUCCUCAGCGCAGUAUGACCGCCCCUGCUGUUGGAUGUGCUAUCGACUUCUCGAGAACUGUUGGCAUUUUUUUCAGGAAAAAACCCAAAACAGUUUAGUUUGCAUAUCUGUGCAUUUUAGACAGUUGUGAAAGCAUGUGACUUAAUUUAUCGACUCGCGGUUUUCCGAAACUAAACAUUCUAAGAUCAGCAUCGUUACAGUGUGCACAACAGUGCUGAUCAAUACGUCCUUGAUUGCUUCAGCACAUCAGUUGCGGGAGUUUGUGUGAAUGUGAAUCGUUGACUUUGCUCAGUCUGUAAAGACCUACACUAGCACGGGCUGGCUCAGUUAAACUUCGAAAUGCUCCAUUUCCAUAUCUGAUGUUUAUCUGGACUUUCCCCGCAAGUUGUCUCGACGCAACGAGAUGUUGAGGCAUU